AUGAAAUUUCUCAUUAUUCUGCUACCAAUUUUUAGAACUGCUAUUCCAAAUAAGCAUGCUAUGAUUGAAGUUUGGGGUCAACCGAAUUUCUUGAACGACGCACAAGCUAUCAAAAAUACUCAAUGGAAUGUAUGCAUGGCCAAAUGUUACUCCUCUGAAAAUUGCAUUUUAGCUCAUAAUCAAAACGAAACUUGCUACAUGUUCAAUGAAGUGACAAUGGGUACAGUAACCCGUACAAAACUCAAGGAUAAAUCUGUUGUAGCAUUUAAGGCGAAUUCUACAAACGGGCAGUGUUCUACGGGGCCACCGAGCAAUAUGAGUGGAACUAUAUUUUUCCAAGGACCUUCUGAUCUUAUAACCAUGAGUUGUAUGCUUCGAAUGGUACUGCACUUUCUUACAAUUAUUCUCGAAAUCACUGCGAAAGUCAAGGUGCAACAUUAA
Caenorhabditis briggsae is the source of this 441-nucleotide messenger RNA. The coding region runs from base 1 to 441 and encodes 146 amino acids. The transcript has 5 exons. The record is from RefSeq and is a predicted model, not a curated record. NCBI's taxonomy places the organism in Eukaryota, Metazoa, Nematoda, Chromadorea, Rhabditida, Rhabditidae.